Corylus avellana is the source of this 1428-nucleotide messenger RNA. RefSeq names its product perakine reductase. The record is from RefSeq and is a predicted model, not a curated record. Gene Ontology annotation, cellular component: cytoplasm. Lineage: Eukaryota; Viridiplantae; Streptophyta; Magnoliopsida; Fagales; Betulaceae.
GGCUGGGUGGGUGGUUACUAUCAAGUGGGUGGGGGUGGGAGCAUAAGAACGUAUGUGAAGUCAACAGUAUUGUGAAAAGUUGAAGCUUUCAACUUAGCUGUGGUAUCUUGAGAAUGGAGAAGAAGCCCCAUAUCCAAAUUCCAAGAGUGAGACUUGGAAGUGAGGGGCUGGAGGUUUCUAGAUUGGGCUUUGGAUGCGGGGGACUUUCCGGAAUACUUAAUGCUCCUUUGUCGCAUGAAGCUGGAUGCUCCGUUAUAAAGGAAGCUUUUUGUAGGGGUAUAACCUUCUUUGAUACAGCAGAUUUUUACGGACAUGAUCACGAUAACGAGAUCAUGAUUGGAAAGGCUCUGAAGCAGCUUCCUCGAGAACAAAUUCAAUUAGCUACAAAAUUCGGUAUGACCAUUUCAGGGGAGGGUCAAUGGGGUGUCAAGGGUACCCCUGAGUAUAUACGGAAAUGCUGUGAAGCUAGUCUUAAGUAUCUCGAUGUGGACUAUAUUGAUCUGUACUAUCAGCACCGUGUGGACAUUUCAGUGCCAAUAGAGGAUACUAUGGAGGAGCUCAAGAAGCUGGUGGAGGAAGGAAAGAUCAAAUACAUUGGGCUAUCAGAAGCUAGUGUAGACACAAUAAGAAGAGCUCAUGCAGUUCAUCCCAUCACUGCCUUACAAAUGGAGUAUUCUCUAUGGACCCGUGAAAUCGAAGACGAGAUAAUCCCACUUUGCAGAGAGCUUGGUAUUGGAAUAGUUGCUUACAGCCCUCUUGGUCGUGGGUUCUUUGGUGGGAAGGCUGUUCUUGAGAGCUUGUCCACUGAGAGUAUUUUGCCUAUGUUUCCGAGGUUCACGGGGGAGAAUUUAGAGAAGAACAAAAGUCUUUAUAACAAACUUGCCAACCUGGCUUCAAAGCAUGCCUGCACUACCCCUCAGCUAGCUCUGGCUUGGCUUGUCCAUCAGGGAGACGAUAUAAUCCCUAUCCCUGGGACAACUAAGGUUCAUAAUCUUGAUAACAACAUCGGUUCCUUGGCAUUGAAGCUUACACAAGAGGAUUUGAAAGAAAUUUGUGAUGCUGUGCCCAUCAAUGAAGUGGCUGGUGAAAGAGAGAUGGCCUUGUUAGCUCAGUAUUCCUGGAAGGUUGCAAAUACCCCAUCAAAGUAAAGAGCAAACCUUUGAAGUUGUUGAAAUGUCCAUGUUGUUUGUUGAGGAAUAAUGAAGCAAUUUAUGAUAUCUUGCUGCUAUGUGGUGGGAGAAAUGUAGCAUCGUCAUAUAGUGAUGAGAGCCAUAGUUGUUGGUUAUAUAUAUAUAUUAGCCCAAAACUCAUCUCGAAGAAUAAGUAUAUGAAUGCAAAUGCUUAGAAAAUUACUUGUUUUAUAUAACUUAAAAAUAUACCUAUCCACUCUUUAUUUUUAAAGUGAAAUAAAAUGUCAUUUUGUGUGUU